Entrophospora sp. SA101 is the source of this 1017-nucleotide messenger RNA. The record is from the annotation of a GenBank genome assembly. NCBI's taxonomy places the organism in Eukaryota, Fungi, Glomeromycota, Glomeromycetes, Entrophosporales, Entrophosporaceae.
AUGCCAUCAAGGGCAUAUUUGGCAUUCAAUAUAGAUUCUUUGCUUUAUGGGAAUGUUAACGAAGGCCAUCAAUGGUAUACAAGUCUUAAAUGUGUAAGAAAUUUGGACACAUCGUGUCCUCACUGUUCAGGUAAUGCAAAAAUUUCCAUUGAAGAAGCUAGAAAAAUCGCGACUAAAAAUAAAGGAUUAUGUCUUUCUGAAACGUAUAAUGGUGCACAUACAAAAUUAAAAUGGCAGUGUGAAAAAAAGCAUGAAUGGUAUUCAACCGUGGAUAAAGUAAAAAAUUUAGGUAAAUGGUGUCCAUUUUGUCCAUAUAAGAGACAAGAACUCUGCAAGGAAAUAGUGAUGAAAUUAUUACACCCACCAUCUGAUAUACGUAGACCAUAUUUCUUAAAAACUCCUGAUCAUCCGUUAGGGCUUGAACUUGAUGUAUACUAUCCACGGUACGAUUUUGCUGUCGAAGUUCAAGGUAUACAACAUGAAUGCUUCCAUGCUUUCUUUCACAAAAACCAAAAGGAUUUUGAAAAGCAGUUUGCACGGGAUCAGCUAAAAAAAGAACAUUGUGAUAAAAAUCGGAUAUUACUUAUCAAAGUAUGGUAUUAUGAAGACCUUUAUUUAGUGAUCCCUCGAAGACUUAAAGAUCUUGGUGUCGUCGAUGAUCCUCCAAUAGAUGUUGUGGGUGCUUCAGCUCACUAUCAACCAAAUGGAGGAGGAUUACCAUCAGCACCUGAUGUUGCAAUAUUUCCAAGUUUGAACAUUAUUUCACCAUUUCCAGCUCCGGCCCCGGCUCCACGACGUACACGACGUCAAUCGUUACGACCAAGAAGAAGAACUUCCCGACAUAAUGAGAUUCCUCCAGUUACUAGAACGGGAAGACCUCAUGCAAGGAUCAUGUGUGAAGUUGCUGUGUCUCAAGGUUUAAUUAAUUUGGAAGAAAAAUGUGAGCGCUGGAUGCUACAGGAAUACGUAAGAUGCGUAUUUGCAAUUAAAAUUUUUGACAAAGAUCCUGCACAUUGA